AUGGACGUCUCUUCUCAGAUCAUAUCCGCUCUACAAGCAUCAUCAUUCCCGCCUCCUUCACAAAAUCUUCUCUCCUCCCUCUCCCCGUCCAUUCCUCUACCCUCACUUCUCGCAACCGCCAAGUCUCGAAUACUCUCCUCUGACCUCACAUCGUCUCCCCUCAUCAACCCUUCUCUGCCGACCCUUCCAGCUGGCAUCGAUAGUCCGGCGGCAAAGGAAGUCGUCCUCGGCGGAGACAUCCACGUCCAGGUCGUGGACAUUGAGAAUCUCAGCAUCAGCCGCUGGGAGCAAGUCGAGGAGCUAGAGGCCAUUGAUCGUGGCGAGCGGACCCGAGGAAGGGAGGUCAUCCAAGUCACGGGCGAGGAGAACGACAAUGUGAGCACACAGUCGCAGCCUGCGACGCAAGCGCAGCCGACCCAGGCAGGGAAGAAUGCAACACACAGACUCACACUGCAAGAUCGCGCGGGGAACAAAGUGUACGCCAUUGAGUUGAGGCGCAUAGACAAGAUUGGCAUUGGCAAAACCAUGAUGGGGGAAAAGAUCCUUCUCAAAAGGGGUACGGUGGUGGCGCGAGGGACCGUCCUGCUCACGGCUGACAAGUGUGUGUUUCUGGGCGGAAAGAUUGACGCCUGGCAAAGAACGUGGGUUGAGGGACGGCUGGCAAGAUUAAAGGCCGAAGUCGGUCAGGACAGGCCGGCACAGUAA
This is a messenger RNA of Emericellopsis cladophorae, 705 nucleotides long. RefSeq lists its product as uncharacterized. The transcript has a single exon. Gene Ontology annotation, biological process: double-strand break repair via homologous recombination; resolution of meiotic recombination intermediates. Lineage: Eukaryota; Fungi; Ascomycota; Sordariomycetes; Hypocreales; Bionectriaceae. Gene Ontology annotation, cellular component: nuclear body; RecQ family helicase-topoisomerase III complex. The record is from RefSeq and is a predicted model, not a curated record. The coding region runs from base 1 to 705 and encodes 234 amino acids.